AUGUCGUCCCUUCUUCCCUUUCAACAGAGCGCGGACUUGGGGCGUAGUGCCGAAAAAGUGGGCGAAGACGCGACGGUGCUUGCCGCCUUUCUCUACAACACAGCGACGCUUGGCACCUACCGCAUCCAGGAGCACUCCCAUCAGAGGGCGAAGGAUGUGAUUGAACAGGGAAGAAGAAUCGGGCAAUUGAACGCGGAGAAGUACCGCCCGCUUAUGCAGGAUGUGCAGUUGGCGGCCCAAAUGUUGCAUGAAACAGUCGAGGGAGGACGUGACGCACUGCGGCGAAUGCAUCUCUCCGUCGGACGACUUUUCGUGGCUGUGCCGGAGACGGAGCAACGGCCACCCCCUGGGACGUCUCGCGGCGCAGAGCCUUGGCCCCCCCUAUAG
Messenger RNA from Trypanosoma conorhini, 387 nucleotides. RefSeq lists its product as uncharacterized. The transcript has a single exon. NCBI's taxonomy places the organism in Eukaryota, Euglenozoa, Kinetoplastea, Trypanosomatida, Trypanosomatidae. Bases 1 to 387 code for a protein of 128 amino acids. The record is from RefSeq and is a predicted model, not a curated record.